This is a messenger RNA of Plasmodium yoelii, 1530 nucleotides long. RefSeq names its product chaperone binding protein, putative. NCBI's taxonomy places the organism in Eukaryota, Apicomplexa, Aconoidasida, Haemosporida, Plasmodiidae. The coding region runs from base 1 to 1530 and encodes 509 amino acids. The record is from RefSeq and is a predicted model, not a curated record. The transcript has a single exon. Gene Ontology annotation, molecular function: protein-folding chaperone binding; ATPase activator activity.
AUGGUGUGUACAGAAGAAGAUAAGAAAAAAAGAGAAGAAAAUGAAAAAGAAUUAGAGGAAAAAAUAAAGAAUAUGAGUUUUGAUGAAAGAAUAAAAAAUGCGCUUGAUGCUAAAUUGGAUGGAAACAAUGAUUUUAAAAAUAAAGAUUAUGAAAAUGGUAUUAAUAAAUAUAAAACAGGUUUAAGAUAUAUAAAAGAUAUGGAAGAUAAAAAUGAUAAAAUAAAAGAACUUGAAAUAGCUUUAUAUCUUAAUCUAAGUAUAUGCUAUUAUAAUAUGGAAAAUUAUAAUGAUGCACAUGAAUAUGUAACAAAAGUUUUAAACAUUGAUAAAACAAAUAAAAAGGGUAUGUUUAGAUUAUGUCAAAUUGAAUUUAAUAGAUGUAGUUUUGAUGUUGCAAAAGAAAAAAUUCAAGAAUUUUUGAAAAUAUAUCCUGAAAAUUUAGAUGCAAAAAAAUUAUUAAAAAAUGUUAUAAUUAAACAAAAUGAAGAUAAUAAAAAACAAAAAGAAGCUUUUUCUAAAAUUUUUGAAAAAGCAUCAGGAUUAUAUGAUGAUAGAGAAAAAGAAAUAAUACAAAAAAAAAAAGAAAAAUAUGAACAAGAUAUGAAAAAAAAAAAAGAAAAUAAUGAAGAAAUUAUAGAUUUUGAAGAAUGGGAAAUUCAAGAAAAUGAAAAAAGAAAAAAAGAAGAUGAAGAACAAAAAAAAAAACAAAGAGAAAAAGAAAUGGAAAGAGAAAAAGAAAGAGAAAAAAAUAAUAAAAAAAAACAAUAUAAUAAAAAAAAUGAAUCUAUAUCUUCAAAUACAACACAUAAUUCAUCUGAUCUAGAAAUCGAUGAAGAAGACCAAAAAAUAAUUAAUGAAACAAAAAAAAUGGGUUAUUGUUAUUUUAAAAAAGAUAUAAAAGAAGAUGAUAAAAAAUUAUUUGAAAAAAAUAUACCAAGAAAAAUAGAAGAAGCAAAUGACAUUGAUUUGAAUUCACAACAAACUUCAAAUAAAGCAAUAUCAUCUUGGAAUUCAGGAGGUACAACAUAUGAAGAAAAAGAUAUGACCAAAUGGGUAAAAAAUAAAUUAGAUUAUUAUUUAAAAAAUAUUAGUUUUAAAAAUACAGAAGAAUCUGAUUAUUUAAAUUUAAAUAACCAAAAUGAAUUUAAUUUAACAAAUAUAAGUUAUCCAGAAAUAUUACCUGUACAAUAUUUAAAUAAAAUUAAAAUAAAUGAAGUCAAAGAUUUAUCAGCAGAAGCUCAAAUAGUUGUUAUAAGAGGAACAAAAAGACACAUAUUCGAAUUUUCUUGUAAUUUACAUGUAUCACUUUAUAUAAAUUUACCUGAAUUUCAUGUUCACAAAAUUAUUGUACAAAUUAAAGAAUUAUCAAGCGAAUUAGAAGCUGGAAAAACAUGGAAAAAUUAUAUUUUUAUAAAAAAAAAUGAUAAAUUAAAAAUACCUGAUAAAUUAUUUGAUAAUAUAUAUACCUUUGUGAUUAAUGAUAUAGAAACACAAAUUAAAAAAUUUACAGAAGAAUACAGUACAAUGUGA